UCAUUGUGCGCCUUAACGCGCGCUUUUUCUGCGCACAGCACCUUUUAUGUGUCCAAGCUAGAUGCUAAAGUAGCCUUUGCGUUUGGCCUCUUUCUGCUGCUUCACAAUAGACGGUGUACUUUGCUGCUGUUAAGGGCUGAAAAACGCUGUUUCUUCCAUCCGGACGGGAAGUAUCGACGACUUGAGACAACGUGUGGCUAAUCUCCGAACAGUGCCAUGGGCAAAAAGUCUCGCGACGAAGAAUCCUCAUCCUCUGACGAGGAAGAAUAUGUUGUGGAGAAGGUGCUGGACAGGAGGGUGGUGAAAGGCAGGGUGGAGUUCUUCCUGAAAUGGAAAGGAUACUCGGACAAGCACAACACAUGGGAGCCUGAGAAAAAUCUGGACUGUCCUGAGCUAAUAUCAGAGUUCAUGAAGACCUACAAGAAAGGCAGCACUGGUAGUGCUACACCAAGUAGCGGGGCCAGCAAAUCCACCACUGGCCCCUCAGGGCGCUCCAAAGAAUCCGGCAGUUCCAAGAAGAGGAGCUCUGAUGAUGAUGAGGAGGGUAGUAGCAAGCCCAAGAAAAAGAAAGAGGAUGAAAUCCUUGUUGCACGUGGCUUUGAGAGGGGGCUUGAGCCAGAGAAGAUCAUAGGAGCGACUGACUCAUGUGGAGACUUAAUGUUUCUCAUGAAAUGGAAAGAUUCUGAUGAGGCUGAUCUCGUGCUCGCCAAGGAGGCCAAUCAUAAGUGCCCACAGAUAGUCAUAGCCUUCUACGAGGAGCGUCUGACCUGGCAUGAAGACAGCGACAAGAAGGAGAAGGAUGCCGUCAGCGCGUGAGUUUUCAAGAGGAAAAGCUCCACUGCAGGGACAACCUUGAGUCAGACAUUUUUUUUCCCACAUCUGAAACCUCCCUCAUCUUUCACCUGUACCAUGUCCAGUGAUGACACAAAGACGGCAGACACGGUUGUUUCCUCCAUCCAUGUCCCCAUCGGAGCACAAUGGCCCCAGACUGCUGAGGGGGUAGGGGGCUCCUACUAAAAAGAAGCUGUAGUGGCUGUGGGUGAUUUGCUAAUGGGGAAAGAUUCUACUGUUCUUGUCUUUGUCUUGAUGAACGUUUUUUAUUAUCUUAGCAUAUGUUUUUAGAACAAAAAGGAUGGGAUUAUAGCAGUGAGGAAUAUGUAACUGUAACUUUAAGAGACUGAAUCCUUUAAAAAAAUUGUCAUUGGAGAUAUGGAGCAAACUGUAUUACCUGUUGACUACCAUUCUAAACAUUAAUUGUUACUGGUCAAUGUCCCCCGUACUAAAUCCACCUUAGCUUUUAUAUUUGUGACGCUGCCACCGGAGUGUUUUCUUGACUGCAUAAUUUCUUCCUUUUUGAGAGCUGUUUUUAAUCAUGUAGUUUUUGAGAGUUUUCUUUUUUGUUAUUCUUGUCAUGUCUACCAAAAUACAGCUUCUAAGUCUGAAGAAAUGUUCUUUUUCUGCAUAGUGACUUUAUUUUUUUCCUUCUUAUGUUUCCAGUUAUUCUCAUAUGAUUUUUAAUUUUGUUACACUAUUAUCUGAUAAAGUACAAUAAAAUGUUUUACUCAC
Xiphophorus hellerii (green swordtail) is the source of this 1566-nucleotide messenger RNA. It is a transcript of the gene cbx5, whose product is annotated as chromobox homolog 5 (HP1 alpha homolog, Drosophila). The record is from RefSeq and is a predicted model, not a curated record. NCBI's taxonomy places the organism in Eukaryota, Metazoa, Chordata, Actinopteri, Cyprinodontiformes, Poeciliidae. The transcript is spliced from 5 exons. The coding region runs from base 217 to 816 and encodes 199 amino acids. Gene Ontology annotation, cellular component: nucleus.